Molecule: messenger RNA, 3970 nt
Organism: Acanthopagrus latus (yellowfin seabream)
Lineage: Eukaryota; Metazoa; Chordata; Actinopteri; Spariformes; Sparidae
Gene: lin54
Product: lin-54 DREAM MuvB core complex component
Exons: 14
Coding region: 657-3116 (819 amino acids)
Biological process (GO): regulation of DNA-templated transcription
Cellular component (GO): nucleus
Source: RefSeq, a predicted model, not a curated record
CUAGCUAGCUUGGGUUAGCAGCCUCAGCAAGUUUGCUAGUACAGUUGUCCUGCCCGCUGGGCUGGCUUGAUGAAGCUGAUCAUGAUGAUGAUGAUGAUGAUGAUAAAGAUGGUUAAGGGUUUGACACCAGCGGAGAGCACCGAGGGGGACAGGAUACCCCCUGGAACUGAGCAAUUACAUCACUCUUUGUUCUGAGAUAAAGUUUGGUGUGUGCUAACAGAAAUUAUUACGCCAAGUGAAGUUAACUGCGUCCGCAAAUGUAAAGUAAAAGCUAGGUUAACUUAGCUGAACACUGAGACGUAACGUCAUGGAGUUGUUUUGGUGGGACGGUAAAGCGACUUCUGCAUUAACUGUUCACACUCAGUAACGUUUCACUGUUAUAUAUGAUAAAAGCACAAGUUAGCACUGUUAGCUGCUUCUACACUACUGAACCGGGAUCCUCCUGCUGUAUCUGACGUGCUUCUGGUGUGGAAACGGAUCCUGGAUGUGUGUGUGUGUCUUGAAUGGCUUAAAAUACAAUUUCAGCUGAAAUGUAUAAUUUAUAACUGGUAGGGCCCGGCUAACUUCACUUACAGACACAAACCACAGGCUUACCCACGCUCUCAGAUGAUUGCAUUGUUCUUCGGGGAUUAACAGACAGCUGAGACGUUGCCAGCAUGGAUGUGGUGUCGCCAGAGCUCAACAGCCUUCUUCCUGAUGAGAUCAUGGACACUGAGGCCAUAGAGGACAUCCCUCACUCCCAACCCGAUGGCACCGCGGUCCAGUCCGAGCCCAGCGAUGACACAUCGGUCCCGAUGGAGACGGAUACACCCAUGUCCUCAGAGAACUUGAGCCUGUGUUCGGAUGCCACUUCUACAGAACACACACAGACUGUGACCUCCUCCAUCGCCAUGGACUCCACGUUCCCCAUCAGCUCCAUGAGUCAGCUUCCUUUGUCCAUAUCCACAUCGUCCCCUCUUCUUACCAUCAAACCAUCCAUGGCUACUUCCAUAGCCACCACCAAAACUACAGACAGUGUGACUGGGACUGUUUCUACGAGUGGUUUGCAGAAGCUCACGGCUCCGUUCACCAUCUCUCCCGCAAACCACCAGAUCAUUCUCAACAAGGUGGCUUCAUCUCAAGCCACAGAGGCAGCAAAGUCUGCAGGUUCUCAGCCGCAGGUCAUCAAGCAGGAAGGACAGAAACUUUUGGUCACAGCCAUAGGAAAGUCAGGGCAGCCUAUAGUGCUGCAGCUGCCCCACACAGGCAGCAAGCCUGGUGUUUCACAGACUUCAGGAGACAUCAAAUCUCCUGCGCCACAGUUUAAAGUGGUGACAAUCGGUGGGAGGUCGGAGCUGAAGCCUGUGGUGGGAACCGCAGGGAACCAGGUGACCACAUUACAGGCCCAGCAGCUGAAGACUGUACAGAUUUCUAAGAAAACACCAACGUCCUCGGCAGCACCGAUCAAGUUUAUCAUUACAAAAACUGUUAACAGCAAAGGUCCCCAGACGUCAGUGUCUCCUGUUAUUGCAGGACGGGUCCUGACACAGAGUUCUCCAGUGAUGCCCCAAAGGACCAUCACGCUCUCGGAGCCUCACAACACCAGUAUACAAAGUAUCCCCGGCAAAAAGAUCGCCAUUUCACCCCUUAAGACUCCCAGCAAGGUGACUGUGGUUUCUGUGGCCUCCCCGACCUCCAACGCCUCUCAGAAGUCAGUGACGCUGCCUGUUAAUGUAGCACUCGGCCAGCAGAUCCUCGCAGUCCAGCAGUCCACAUCUGCGUCUCCAGUCAAGGUGGCCACCAGCCAGAGCACAGCGCAGAGCUCCAUCUCCUGCUCUGAAUCUGAACAUUUUCAGAAUCUAAAACCAGUCCAGUCUGUGGCUGUUGGAGGAGUCGGUGCCUCCCAGUUCAAGACCAUCAUCCCACUGGCCACCCAGCCCAACGUGCAGCAGAUUCAGGUUCCAGGCAGCAGGUUCCACUACGUCCGCCUCGUCACGGCAACCACAGCCAGCAGCACGGGACAGCCCAGCGGUCCCAGCACCAGCUCCAUACAGACAGCUAAACCCAUGGUGGUGAGUACAGGAGCAGUGAGGAUGUCUGUCCCCAUCGUCCCAGCACAGACCAUCAAGCAGGUUGCACCGAAGCCUUUGACGUCAGCGACAGUCGUCACCACCACUCAGACUCAGCAACGCCUCAUCAUGCCUGCCACUCCACUACCCCAGAUCCAGCCCAACUUCACCAACCUCCCCCCCGGCACCGUCCUGGCUCCGGCUCCAGGAGGAGGGAACGUGGGCUACGCAGUUGUGCCAGCACAAUACGUCACACAGCUCCAGCAGCCUCCGUUUGUGACCCUCUCCAGCAGCCCCAGUUUCCCAGCAUCCACUGGUGUCCAGACUCAGGCCAGAUUACCACUGAAUGGCGUGUCGGCGGCAGAGACGACUUCAAGACCGAGGAAACCUUGCAACUGCACCAAGUCACAGUGUCUCAAACUAUACUGUGACUGUUUUGCAAAUGGAGAGUUCUGCAAUAAUUGUAACUGCAAUAACUGCUUCAAUAACCUGGAGCAUGAAACUGAACGUCUCAAAGCUAUCAAGACGUGUCUGGACCGGAACCCAGAGGCCUUCAAACCUAAAAUCGGUAAAGGCAAAGAGGGCGAGUCAGACCGCCGGCACAGCAAAGGCUGCAACUGCAAACGAUCAGGCUGCCUGAAGAACUACUGCGAGUGCUACGAGGCGAAGAUCAUGUGCUCGUCCAUUUGUAAGUGCAUCGGCUGUAAGAACUUCGAGGAGAGCCCGGAGAGGAAGACGCUGAUGCACCUGGCCGACGCAGCAGAAGUCAGAGUGCAGCAGCAGACCGCAGCGAAGACCAAGCUGUCGUCACAGAUCUCAGACCUGCUCAUGCGGACGACGCCUGUUAUCUCGAGUGGAGGCGGGAGGCUGCCAUACACGUUCGUAACGAAGGAGGUGCUUGAAGCGACAUGCGAGUGCCUGCUGGAACAGGCCAAGAAGGCAGAACAGACUCAUCAGCCUCAGGUGGAGGCAGAGAGGUUGAUCCUGGAGGAGUUCGGACACUGCCUCAUGAGGAUAAUCAACUCCGCGGGGAAAGCCAAAGCAGACUGUGCCUCCAUCAACUGCUAGGCUGCAGCACUGUGGCUCUCCUCGCACUCUAACCCGCCCCGGCUGUGGGGCUGAGAUGUAUGGAUUACUGUGCUCUCUGUCUUGGACCCCCGGGGUUUCCCUCCUGCAGGGAAAACGGGUUGUCUCCCUCAUCAAAUGGCCUGAAAGUAGAUCCCCCUGCCCCGGGUACGCUACGGCUAGCUGGAAUAAUAAACAUGGAACAGGUUUGCACUGUUCCCUGACUUAAACUGAAGGACAAAUGGACGGAGCAGACCGCCUCGGAUGGACCUUCAUAAACUGCUUCACACGUGUUCGGCCGGCUGUGAUGGACAGAAAUGACUCUGAGCGAGUCGGUGCUGAACAGGAAUUACGUUGUUUCUUCACUUUAUUUUCCCUACGAGGUCCGAUCACAUCUGUUUUUCCUCCUCAAACCUUUGUUCUUCCAUUUUAUUCUGUUUCCUUUCAUGCUUUCCCUUUUUUGAAGGUUUUUUUUUUUUUUUUUUUCGAAAAAGAAAUGCCUGUAAUUUUUACGUAAUCAUUUGUGCUGACAGUAGACAAACAGAACAUGUAUCUUUUGAUAUUUAUUUUGACAAGUAUUUGUAAUCGUUGUGAGCGCUAAUAUGGUGUGGCUUAUAGUGCUGCAAAAUGUUAAUUAUUAACCUUGGCUAGGCUAAAUUGUUUCUAUGAAAAUGAAUUAUCCUAAAGGUAAGAUGAACACACACAUAAUGCAUUAUACACACAUACACAUGCACACACAGCACUGGUCAGAAUAGUUGGAACAUGGCGAGAUUGGCGGAGGUACACAAUUCUUCUGGUGCUGUUCUGUUUUAUUAGUCACAUGCUUACUGUACAUUAAAAAAACAUUGAGACAGAGA